Messenger RNA from Myripristis murdjan (pinecone soldierfish), 3400 nucleotides. RefSeq names its product UPF0524 protein C3orf70 homolog B. Bases 332 to 1204 code for a protein of 290 amino acids. Gene Ontology annotation, biological process: nervous system development. The transcript has 2 exons. The record is from RefSeq and is a predicted model, not a curated record. Lineage: Eukaryota; Metazoa; Chordata; Actinopteri; Holocentriformes; Holocentridae.
CGUUUCCAACGCGCUUCAGCAGCGCGCAGAGGAGCUCCCCGACGCCAAGGGAGGAUGAAUAGAUCCACGGAUCGCAGACAUGGGAGGCUUUUAUUGUGACAUACCUCGCCGAUUCACAAUUUUCUACUUUUAUAUGAUGUGUUAUGGUCGUUUUUAUGCGCAUUAACCGAACUACUCUGGGCUCGGAGGUCCAACACCGCUCUACGCACCGUUUCCUGGUUGAAACGCCUUCUGGGUUGCAUAAACUGUGAAAGCCACGUCUUGGUUACUCGCGGUUAUGUGGUAGUUCACACAGAGGAGGCCGUGUGCGAUUUGAUCCAGGAAUGUUGGCAUGGCCACCUCGGGAGCACAUAAGUGUCCGAAGAGUGAGAAGUUGGACGAAGCGCAGGCUUUGGCCAGGAGCUGCGCAGGGAGACCCGACUUCUUGCCUUGUGAUGGAUUGUCCAUCUGCGCUACACACAGCCACGGGAAGUGCUUCAAGCUGCACUGGUGCUGUCACUUGGGCUGGUGUCACUGUAAGUAUGUGUACCAGCCCAUGACCAGUGUGUGCCAGCUCCCCAGCACGGCCGUGCCUCCUGUUGCGACAGAGUACAGUAACACCAUCAACCUGUCCGUCUCUCUGGCUGAGCGCUUCCUCAAGAUCGCCCCCUGCUUCCAAUCACCGCCUCACCUUGAGUCACCCAAGUACUGCGUCAUCGCAGACCUGUUUGUGGACGACUAUAUUGUCAAGCGCAUCAACGGAAAGAUGUGCUACGUGCAGCGCCCCCCGCCUCCCUUACCGGAACCGCCUCAUCCACCCACGCCUCCCCCAUCCGCACCUCCUGCCCCGCAGACGCCCCAGAAUCCCAGUCAACCCCGGCAGCCGGCUCAGCCCGCACAGCAAACCCAGCACACGCCCGCACCUGCACAGCCAGCCCAGCCGGCGCACACUGAACACAAGCACCCCGGCCCCGUGGACAAGGUGAAGGGCCCCAAAAUGGACCACUGCUCCUCCCCGUCCAGCUCCGAGGACUCUGGCAUCAACGCGCUGGGUCUGCACUACCUGGAGUCCUGCGAGGAGGAGAGUGAAGAGGAGGAGGAUGACGAGCUGAGCACAGAUGGAAACUCGAGCCCCGGAAGCCUGUGGGAUCAGGACGAGUGCUCUCUGCUGUCUCCCUCCAAGUCCAUGAUAGAGAUCAUUGAAAAGAUUGAAACAACUGUGUAACUCGGACAUGCCUUUUACCUGGGCUCAGAGACAUGUGAGAGCACAUAACAGUCUCAUAUUACUGAAAAAAAAAACAACCUUAGGAUUUAUUUUAGAUGGACCUAUAUAAUUUAAACCCCUCUCUAAAGCCCACGGGGUGCUUUGCUUGGUUUUGAAAUGGAGUGUGUUUUCCUACAGGUGGAAAAGGGAACACCACCUUUCGGACUGUACAUCUUUUCCCGCACACUGCCUCCCCUCUGUCCACACCCCCUGCAUGGUAUGAAUUUAUACUCUUUCACAAAAUAGAAAGAGAAAAACACACCCAUUGAACACCUGCACAGUGGACCAAAUCGACGUUUUCAUUAUCCUCCUAUACAUUCAUGUAUUGAGAAAAAAGAAAUUUAAAAAUAAAAAAAAAAAAAGAAUGUAGGUGCACCUCGGUUAGAAGAGGAUAGGAGAAAGGAGCUUUCACUAUCUUCUCUUUAGUUAGACGUGACUUUUGCUACAUUAUGUAUGAAUGGAGGUGGCAUUAAAUAGAUUUCUUGAUGAGAAUGAGCGGUUAGGUAAUCCUUGUGUUCUCCAGUCAUCGACCAGGCAGUCGGUCAUGUUCUGAUUCAAGUAGGGGAGAAGCAUGCCAUUUCGGUGCUCUCUGGUCAGUGGCUCCACCCACACAUAUUAGUCACUCCAGCACUUCAAACAUAAUAACCAGAGGGCCAUCUACCUCUCACGGGCCUAAAGCACAUCAGCCUUUUAACCCAUUAAUUACUCAGCCUUGAACUGCGAAAACACACCUGCGUUUAGCGUGUGGCGAGAUCCGCUGGUCCACAGUUGUCUGCACUUUACUGACACCAACAAGAGCGGUGGGUCAGUGUUUGACAAUCACGGAUUAUUGUAACACAUAAGCACAUUCCUCUACUGUACCUGCCAGUGAAGACACAUGCAUCAGCCAAGGAUCCUCUACCUUGUAAAAAAAAUGCACUUGAUCAGACAUUAUUGAAUUGAUAGCCUCGUAUAGCAGUGCAGUAAAGUGGCUGUGGAGAUUUAUCGAUUUCCCCCGAAACGUGUGUUGCUUUUGCCGGCUGGAAGCGCCUAUUAUCGACCGCCUUUUAUGGUCAAGCUCACCAGGAAACCCCAGAUUUGCUGUUUCGGCGCGUUCCUGUCGAGGCUUCAUUAGUAGAGCUGGGUUAAAGGGGCAUUAAGUGAAAUAUGUCUUUUUACGGAGCCCUAUGUGCCACCGAGGACUCGUAACAACAUCGACAGGCCCCUGCCACAGCCUGCGAGCGCCGCUAAUUUUCACGACAGAGAUGAGAAAGAGAGCUAAUUCGAGAUUCAACAGGAACAUCCAGUGAGGAGGUAAUAUCAUAUAUCCCCAAGCAAAAUACUGUAGUAAUAAUGACACCGCCUUUUCUUUUUCUUGAGAGUGAAAUGUCUUGUGAUGCCGGUUAAAAAUGCGAGGAGGUGGGGAAGAGGACACGGAUGGGUGAGGAGGAUUUCAUGCAAAACAGAGCACAGGCCAGAAAGGGAGUUUUUAAAAGCCAGAAACCUCAGCGUUAGGUGAAGUAACGGCUGAGUCACUCACUGGUAUUGAUCAACAACUCUAUCGAAACCUCCACGAUAUAUUCUGGUCAUUUUAUGCUCUUUUGCAGUAGAUAUCUUACUCAGUGCACCUUUAAAGAGAAGAAAUCCUCCUGUAAGGACGAUGUUGACAAGUGCAAAUUGUGAUGUUGUGAUGGACAUAAAGACAAAGCACUCAGAUAUGAAAUUAGUAGGGCAGCCCCCUAAUAGUCAACAGUCGAAGUGAGAAACUCAGUUGAGCUCAAAUAUUUUUACUCCUUUUUUUUUUUUUUUUUUUUUUUUUUUAUUUGAAUGUUGGAUUUUUUUUUCCUGAGAUAUAUGAGCUACUAUCACAAAAAUACUCACAGAUAUGUAUUUCUACAUAAUCAACACCAGAUGUCAUUUUGCAUGACAGCAUUUAUUUGCAGGAGCUCCCUAAUGUCAAAAAAACAGCAAUUUGUGAAUUCAGUCGCCCAGAUCAAACGUCCAUGAGUCAAAGAGAAUUUUGUUUGUUUGUUUGUUUGUUUCGUUUGUUUAGCCAGGGACAGCCUCUAGAAAUUAGAUCCACUGAUCACAAUCACCUCUAAACGCAGUCCAAGACAUUUCUUAUGUUCCUGUAAUUGUUAUAUUAUUUUCAUAUGAAUAAAUCUUACCUUAAUCUUA